AUGGAUCCUCCCCAGAGUGACUCCCAGCUCCAUCUCGAGCAGCCCCCGCCGGUGCUCACCCUCAGCGUGGACUCCCCCGACCACUCCGUACCUCACAUCUCGGCAGCUGCCUCACCCACGGAACCAGAAGACGUCUCUCGUGCCCAAACAUCCACCAUGCCGGACACUGGCAUGUCUUCCAUGGACGCCAUGGACACCUCCGCCGACGAUUCUCAAACUCAGACCACCGAGAGCCCUGAGCGUUCGUCCACCGCGGAGCCAGACGCCCAUCAGACCCUCCCCGAGGAACCAACGCCCGCAGCUCCCCAACCCCCGGCGGAGGAAGAGGUCGAACACGCUUACUGGGCCGAGAUCGAAGAGGAUCACUCCGCCCCCGACGAGGCAGAGCUCAAGGACAUCGAGUCCGCUGAUGGAGACUACAGUGCAUUUGAAUAUGAUUACUGGGAGAAGUCCUUCUAUCGCGAAGUCGAUGAUCCCGAGUUCCGUCCGGCGGAAAAGGCCCGUCUGACCUGGAAGAUCAAGGGCGUCCGGGGCACCAAGGAGCGACCCAACCGGGCCAAGAUCAUGCGGUCCCCCGCCGCCUACAUUGGAGGGUACUGGUGGACCAUCAAGUUCUUUCCCCGGGGCAAUAGUGUUGGCGCCCUCAGUAUCUACAUCGAAUGCUCCCCCGACAUGCCCAAGGCUGACAAGGAGCUGCCCGAAACGGAGUUCAAGGUCCUGCGCGGGGCCCCAGACGCCGUUCUCAGCGAGCAGAAACCCGAGUUCGAGAUCAAGUUUCCUCGCCAGGACGAUUCCAGCGCCUGGUUCGAGGACUACAAGUCCCGUUACCCUAUUCCUCCCUCAGAAUCCUCCGCCUUGGACACCCCGGUGACAGGGGAUGCUCCUUCUCCACAGGAGACCAACCCUAAGCGGGACUGGCGCGUGUCCGCCCAGAUCGGUGUCAUCCUCUACAAUCCAGAGGAGCCCCGGACGGGCUGGAUGCAGUCAUCAUGCCACCAGUUCAACCAGCACAACCUGGACUGGGGGUGGACCAACUUCCACGGCCCCUGGGACAAGAUCCAUCAGCGCCAACGCGGCCAGCGCCAGGCACUGCUGCGCAAUGAUACCCUGGCCUUUGAUGCCUACAUCCGCGUCUUCGAUGAUCCGACUCAGUCGCUCUGGUGGCACUCCAGCGAUUCAGAGCCCGUCUGGGACAGCCUCAGCCUAACAGGAUAUCGUCCCAUGGGCGACUCCGUCAUCAACCACAGUGCUGAAGUGGCCGGGUUGGCGUCCUGGCUCUUCCUCGCCCCCUUCCGCAAGCUCCUGCAGAGUGUCGAUGUGCUGGAACAUUUCAGGGAUGUCGACAAAAAGCCCAAGCCGCUCUGCGAAGCGCUGCAGAAAUUCCUCUGGCUCAUGCGGACCCAGCCCUCCUCGGCGCCGUGCAUCCACACCGACGCCGUGACUGCCACCUUGCGCAACCUGCAUGAAUAUUCGGGCGAUGUGAUGGAAUUCUGGGAGCGACUACGCCGCAGUCUCGAACUUGAACUCGCUGGGACGGACGCGGCCAGGGAGUUUGCCCGACUCUUUGACAGUCCCGCCAUCGACCCGACAGUGAACCGGCUCCCUUCAGGGGCUACCAACUCCCUGAUUCGGGUUCCUGCCGACCAGGCCAAGACCGUUCAGGGCUCCUUGGACAAAUACUUCUCCGCCAAACCUGGUCGCUGGUCGCUACCACCCGUAUUGCAUGUGGAGCUAGGUCGCCAGCGGUUCGACAAGAGGACCCGUCAGUGGAAGCUGCUCUACGACCGCGUCGAGCCGGACGAAGUCCUCGAUCUCUCUUCCUAUGUGGUGGAAGGCCAGUGCCCGCAGUACGACCUCUACGGGCUGGUCAUCCAUCGGGGCAGACGCACCUCGGGCAAGUUCUUCAGCAUCCUCCGCCCUGGCGGCCCUGGCACCAGGUGGCUCGCCUUUGACGACGGCAGUGACAACCGCGUCGAGUGUUUGACUCGAAAGGCGGCGCUGGAGGCCCACAUUGGCCUCGAUCCGACCAGAUCCAAGGAGACGGAGAGCAAGACCAUCCACGAUGUCGCCGUGGUGGUCAUGUACGUCCGCAAGGAUGUGGUCCCGGAAUUUUUGACCGGAAAGCCAGAGCCGUGGGACGUUGCUGCACCCGUCAAGAAGUACUUUGAAACAACGCAGGAUCCUUAUGUUGUGGACACUGAUGACAAGAAACCCGUCGACAUCAAUGUCGAGGUCUACUCGUUGCCGCGCUUCGACCAGCUACCCGACUUGUUCGACUCGUAUGACCUGAUGUCGCAGGCAAAGGCGACCAACAAUGUGAUGUACAUGACCGUACCGCACACGACCACCAUAGCCGAGCUCAGGAAGAAGAUCGCCCUUUGGAAGUCCAACGACACUGAGACGAUCGCCACGGAACGAAUUCGUCUCUGGCAGGUUGGACAGACCAAGGAGCUGUUCGGUCCCACCGUCCUGUUCAACCGAGUCGUCGACCUUGACGAUUACUUCUUGCUCAAGACGGCGCGUCUGUGGAUGCACGUGCUCUCAGAAGAUGAUGCCAAGCUCUUUGGUCUAGUUGAUCCCCCGGCUGCUUCCAAUGUCUGCGAGGACAAGCCGGAAGAAACUGUCCAGGAACGAGCGGGAUCGGAGUCCUCCGACGACAGAGAACAUUCUCCCGCAACGGAGGAUCGCACUCCGGAUCCCAACAGUACCCCCAGAGCUGCAGAUGAUGAAGAGGUGUCGGCUGUGCCCGCCGAGCGGCAGACAGGAGAAGCAGCUCCUCAGAGCUCAGAGGAGCAAUCGACGGACGCCAAUAUGGAUGAUAUUAUGGCCGCUAAUGUCGAAGCUGUCGCAGCCGUCAUUGCCGGUGAUAUCCAGGAAAUGGAUGCCGAGCCUACACCACCAGCGACCUCGCAGGCCGACGACGGUGAUCUAAUCCCGCCAGAGGACCUGGUCAUGGAAGAUUCCCAGGCACCAGGUGUUGCCGAGCGAGAGCGCACCGACAAUGCUACACCAGCCAGACCCGCAGCGGCUCUUCCAGUGCCGCACGUCUACUACUUCAUCCAAGUCUUCGAUAUGAAGCAGCAGAUUCUGCGCACGGUGGGCUCGUAUGUCUCGCGGAUGGAGGACAAUAUCAGAUCGGCCCUGCGGACGCACCUUCGAUGGACUGAAAAUAAGGACUUCCUUGUCUGGCAGCGCAUCGAUGGGACGACCGUCUCUGCUGUGUCUCCAGCUGAUACCUUUGAGGCCCCCGUCCACGAUGGCACGUGCUUCAUUGUCGGAGACCGACUGAGCAAGGACCAGUAUGUUUUUGAGAAAUCCAUAUCGCCUUUUCUCGACGCAAAAACUAACAAUGAGAGCAGACGUUCCGAGCUUGGUGCUGCUGGCUCUUUUGCCAACCCCGAUCGCCUCGUGCAGUACUUGUGGGCGUCGUCCCGGCGCCAUCCAACUCGCGCUUUCACCGGCACCAAAACCAUUGAUGCCGGGUUCAGCGGGGACUACUACAGUGGUGACUUCAACAAGGGCUACUACCACGGCAAGGGCACCCAUAUCUCGGAUUCGGGAGCCACCUAUGUCGGCGACUUCAUUUUCGGCCUGCGUCACGGUAGCGGCACGAUGGAAUAUCCAUCGGGCGACACGUACUCUGGCGAUUGGGUCGAGGACCAGCGCCACGGCCAAGGUACCUUCAUUGAGCGCAAGACCGGUAACAAGUACGUCGGCGGGUACCGUGAUGGCAAGCGUCACGGCAAAGGUAUCAGCUACUGGGAGGUUGCCGAUGAAGAAAUGGACCUCUGCCAGAUCUGCUACGGCGAAGAGCAGGACGCAUUGUUCUACGACUGCGGCCACGUCUGCGCCUGCGUCGCGUGUGCCCGCCAGGUCGACACCUGUCCCAUCUGCAGGAAGAAUGUCAUCAGCGUGGUUAAGAUUUAUAGGACUUGA
This is a messenger RNA of Paecilomyces variotii, 3936 nucleotides long. RefSeq names its product putative MATH and UCH domain protein. Lineage: Eukaryota; Fungi; Ascomycota; Eurotiomycetes; Eurotiales; Thermoascaceae. Bases 1 to 3936 code for a protein of 1311 amino acids. Gene Ontology annotation, biological process: protein deubiquitination. The record is from RefSeq and is a predicted model, not a curated record. The transcript is spliced from 3 exons. Gene Ontology annotation, molecular function: protein binding; cysteine-type deubiquitinase activity.